Messenger RNA from Nicotiana attenuata, 1994 nucleotides. RefSeq names its product wall-associated receptor kinase 3-like. NCBI's taxonomy places the organism in Eukaryota, Viridiplantae, Streptophyta, Magnoliopsida, Solanales, Solanaceae. The transcript is spliced from 3 exons. Gene Ontology annotation, molecular function: polysaccharide binding. Bases 686 to 1588 code for a protein of 300 amino acids. The record is from RefSeq and is a predicted model, not a curated record.
GGAGAUAAUUGGAGUCUUUGUGCUGCAGAUUACUUCUAAAUGGACAAGUAUAUGCACUCCCCCUAGUUAUUGGAAUGUCAAGACUACAAUUCUGUGUUGUGAGGAUUCAUCACAAAAAGGACUAGGUUUGGUUGUCAGCCUAUCACAAUCCAUCUCCUUUAUUCGGGUGGAGACCGACAAUAUGAGCAAGCUCAUACAAGCAUAUCAUGACACCAAUAAUCAUAUUGCCAUUAGUGUAACUAAUAAAGUUGUUGACAUGUGAGCAGGAGGUCAUGAGUUCGAGCAGUGGAAACAUCCUCUUACAGAAAUGCACGGUAAGACUGCGUACGAUAGACCCUUAUGGUCCGGCCCUUUCUCGGACCCCACGCAUAACGGGAGCUUAGUGCACCGGGCUGUCCUUUUUAAUCGUAUUGCCAUCUCAAUGUGCAAUCUUUGAAAGCUUGGUACCUUCCAGAAGCCUUGUUUCUAUUAUAGGAAAACUAUUUUUUAGCCAAGAGACAUGAUAAAAAUCUGGCUCUCCUUUUGAGUAGAUUUGAAAAUAUGACUCCUCCACCAAAAAGAGAACAUCCCACUUAUUCAAAUAUUUGUCUGUCACACUUAAGAGGGACUCAUUUUCCACAUUCAUCAGUAAACUAAAAUCACUCCCUCCUGCUUUCAAACACCUCUCUCUUCUAGGCCUUUCAUAAUGUCAUUUUGCACACAAAUUUUUCCAGUUUUUCUCUUAUUUCUUCUAAGUCAUACACUUCAAGCUGUUCCAAGUAUCAUUCCACUAAAUAGUUCUUGUACUGAUAAAUGUGGCAGCAUUGUCCUAAAAUAUCCCUUUGGUUCAGGAUUUGGUUGUGGACAUCCUACAUUUUCAAGAUUCAUAAAAUGCACUUCUGGUGUACUUCAGUUUUCAACUGGCACUGGCAUUUACACUAUAUCCACACUAGACUACACAACCAACACACUUAUUUUAACUGACCCCUUUAUGUCAACAUGUUCAUCAAUGCAAAACUCAGGUAGUUUUACGUUGGAUCGUUCGACUCCCUUCAGCAUUAUGAAAGAAAACAUCUUUGUUUUACUAGGAUGUUCUACAACAUCAGCUGUAUUUGAUCCAAAACAAGAUUUGUGUAAUACCGGCUCGGGUUCAAAUGUAUGCAGAGGACUAUAUUCUUGUAAAGGAGUAACAGGAAUUGGUUUAGAACCAAAUGCUCCUAUAUCUACAUGUUGUGUAUAUGAUCCACCAGUUCCUAUUGGUUCAGGUUAUGGUUUAAACUUGCCUAGACUUCAGUGUUCUUCUUAUUCGUCGAUAUAUGGUUUUGGUGGUGAUGAAGGAGAUCCAAUGAAAUGGCAAUAUGGGAUUUCUUUGCAGUAUAAUAAUUCAUAUUAUACUGAUGAUUCUUGUAAGAACUGUGAGGAUAGUGGUGGAAUUUGUGGCUUUUCUGGUUCAGAUGAGUCUUUUGCUUGCAUUUGUAGGAAUGGUGUUAACACUACCAUUAAUUGCUUCGGACGAGGAUAUGCUUGGAGUGGGACAUGGAGAUACAAAAUUCAAACAGAAAUUAGUAUUGGAGGAAUCUUAUUAUUUUGGAUGAUGCUUUUCAUAUAAGGUGGCAGGGAUCUUGUUUUACAUUCAGGAACAUGAAUGGAAGAGCAAACAGUCCAUACAUUCUAUGAAAUUUAUGUCUACCAGGAUUAGACUAAAAUUUACUCAAUCUUGAUGAAAAGUUAUUUCCGUGUGACCUAUAGGUCGCGGGUUCGAGCCGUGAAAUUAGCCACUAAUAUUUGUAUUAGGGUAGACUGCCUACACCAGCCUACAUCACACCCCUUAGGUGCGGCCCUUUCCCAAACCCUACGUGAAUGCGGGAUGGAUCGUGCACUGGACUGCCCUUUUAAUCUUGAUCAAAAGCCAAAAAGUUUGGUUCUGAAAAAUAGAUGACUGUAGCUUUUUUAUAUGAAUUACAUGGCUGUUGGAGUUGUAACAUUCAGUAAAAUGACUUUUCACUCUUUUUCUC